UAAAUAUUUACUUAGGCGGUAUUUCCGAAAACAAAUUUUAAAAAUCCGAAAAUACCUUUAUUUUAUGCUCUUCAACUUCCUCUUUUCAUUAAAAUCGGCGGAGAUUAGAAAUUCCAAAUACUUUAGGAGAUAUCGAAUUUUUAAAUUUCUUCAUAUGUAGUUGAGCGGUAUUUGCGAAAAAAAAAUGUUAAAAAUCCGAAAAUACCUUUAUUAUACGCUCUUCAACUUCCUCUUUUCAUUAAAAGCGGCGGAGAUUAGAAAUUCCAAAUACUUUAGGAGAUAUCGAAUUUUUAAAUUUCAGCACAAAACCAGCGCAUUCCUGUGGCGUGCGUGCACCAUUGUUUCUUGUUUACGUACGAGUAUCUAUUUUUUUAUUGGAUAAUGAUGUCACGUGAUUGUUCGUGAUAGGCCAGAAUUCAAAUGAACUAAUACGUGAUUAUUUAGUUCAAUUAUUGUUUAAAACGGUGUUUAAUUACCGCCUCCAACUUAGGUGUUUUUAACGUUUCUAAUUUUAAAGUCUUAUUUGUUAUUUUGAUAUUGUUGCGCAAGUAAUAAGUAACAAAAAAAUUUACGUGAGUUGUUACUGUACAUCCUUUGUUACGGGUUUGUUAGGUAAGGUCAGUUACAUUAUAAAUAAUUUAAAACUAAAGAAUAAUUAAAAUUAAUUCACAUUAUUUUUAAUAUCACCUUAGUUUGAAAGCAUUUAUAAUGUAACUGACCUGACCUAAUCGACCAUUUUAGUUUACUGUUCACCCUCUGUCUGGGUUUGUUUGGUCAGGUCAGUUACAUUAUAAAUAUUUUAAAACUAAACAGCCAUUAAAACUAAUUCACAAAAUAAUUUUUAAUGUCGGCUUAGUUUGAAAGUAUUAAUAAUGUAACUGACCUGACCUAAUCAACCAUUUUAUUAAUUACGCAUUCACGAUUCACGUAUUCACGAACACACGGCAAAAUAACAAAAAUGGCGCCGCUCGAAUGGUUCCACAGGCUUGGACCAGAGGGCGCUGAUGAGAGUGUGCGACCUGAAGCACUCCGUCACGCUGCUCAGAGGCAUAAAGCAUGACAACUACAUGGACUUGAUGUUCAUCUGUAGAGGGAACGUGAAGGUGUUCGCCCAGAAGCUGGUGCUGCUCUCUGUGAGCCCCUUCUUGAAGGUGCUGCUGUCCCACAUGUCGUGCUGCCAGCACAACAUGUUCUGCGUCUCGCUUCCGGACAUCGACCCGGGUUCCCUGCAGCUGGUGCUCAACUUCCUGUACGAGGGGGUGAUGAAGGUGCGGGCAUCGGAGCUGGAAGGGUUCUCGGACGCCAUGUACGUGCUGGGGAUCGAGAUCCCGCAGACGGCCACGGCCUCCGUGGUCGAGACGCUGGACCCGAGCGAACUGCCGUCGUCGCGCUCCCGGGCGUUUGCGCCGGCGCAGAGACCGAGCCAGCCGGAGGUUAGCGAGCCGGUGGAUCCUCUCAACGUACCGGACUACUACCACGACAUGGCCGUGGCUCCCCUUGCGGCUGUGUCUUCUACAGUCGUAGUCCCAAAUUACUCUGCAAUGUUGGCGCUGAAUGGUAACCCAGGGGAGGCCGUGGGGCAGAUUCCUACCAGUAGCAGGGCCUCCAACUCAGCCCACAGCAGUACCACUAUGAUAAUACCAAAAGAAGAAAUAUUCUUCGUGAUUUCUAGCGACAUAGAUGAAAUUAUUCCAGAAGAAACAGAUUAUCCUCUUGGAUGUAAUGAUGACAUUACAUGCCAUGGGAAGUGCACUAAAAAUAUGAGUAUUCCUCACAUUAAAAUUGAAAAGAUUGAUUACGACUUCAGUGGUGACAUACUCCCAGCCAAAGGUGUUAAGUCAUGUAAUCAAAAGGGGAAAAAAUCGGCAAAGUCCAGAAGGAUUAAAAAUAUCUGUUUGGCAUUGAACAAAAUCCAGGAAAUGACAUCCAAUAAACUCCUGGAAUCAACUGACAUGAGUGACACUGGCUCCACUAGAAACCUUCGACAGAGGAACUGGACACAACCCGUUAGUAUUUAUGAGAUCCACAAUAGGAAGCGACUUACAAAACAGCAGUACCAGGAACUGGAGAUAGCUUUCAAAAACAAUAACUACCUUAGCAAAGAAAAACGCAAAGAUCUAGCUACAAGAAUAAACAUGACUGCACACAAAGUUGAUGUGUGGUUUAAAAAUAGACGCAAGAAGCAACAAAAAAAUAUUUUCCGGAGCAAAAGAGUGAGCUAUGGUACACCCAGCAAUAGCUCUUGAUGUGUUUACUGACUCACUGUGACACUAUGAAUAUUUUUAAUACUAGAGUUAUUAUACACUUUAUAAAUAUUAUCUAAAACCUUUGUCAAACAAUUUUCACCAUGAAGGGGUGAGCAAAUUGAGUUUACAGCAUUUUUGAUAGCCAUUGUAAGAAAUUGUAUUCAAAAAAAGGUGCAUGUGUAAUUUUUAUUAUUAUUAUUUAAAAAAAGUGAUGAUGACUUCGUCCAGGGGUCCUAUGUUUGAAACACUCGGCUUUCAGUUGUAUGCGAGCUUAACUAGAUCUGUGAACUUGCACACUAGACCAUUCUCAGCAAAGUCAGAAUGUUGGAACGAUACUUUUCCUUAUUUGGUUUCACCACUAGUUUUUGAGAUGAUGAUGUCAUAUGCAGCUCAUGUGUGCCAAAUAAAUUUUGCUUUCAUGUUGUACCUAGUAUGUUUUCACAGCGAGGCGAGCAUCUUUUAUUUCUCGCAUGUUGCCCUAUGAUUGUUGGUUGCAUGUUUUCUUCCACCUCAUUCUUCAUUUACAAAUACUGUGACUAUAAUUAUUUAAUUUUAUGCUGCAACUAAAAAUAAAAGGAAAGAAAGAUUCCACCAUUAAGUUUUGAGGCCGAAUGUUUUUAAUAUAUAAGCUUUAAGGUGUUUCUGUAGUGACUAUGAACAUUUACGCUUCUAACGUUAUUUCAGUGUCACCUUUUGUAGGUUAGGUAGUUCAGGUGCGUAAAAAAAAUGCUGUCUGUUUUAUAUACAUAUAUUACUUAUUUUAUAAAUGAGAAUCAACUUUAAAAUUCAAUAACUAUAACACUUAAGCAUAAUUAUGUAGAAACACACAAUAAAAAAAUUCACAAAGGGUAUUUAUAAGACUGUGGCUGACCUAACCUACACAAAUGUGACCUACAGUGGGUGGAUCACAGGAGACAACUACAAAUUAUUAUAACUAAUGCCUCUCUACAAGAAUACAAAAAAUACGUAAAUCAAUCCAGAUAAAAUAAUUUAUAUAAUAAUUUGCCCUGGUAAUUCUUUGUAUAAUAACGCACACACACACAACCGAUAAAUAAUAAGUUCACAGAAUGGCUCACAGCAUUCAUUUACAUUCUUGAUCUAACUAUUACAACCUAACUGACCACUACAAAUCCAACCAAUUCCUCCCUACAAGAGUAAAAAAAAAAAUGAUAACAUCAAUAGUUUAGUAAAGAAUAAUAAGCAGUAUUCCAAAAUACCAUUUUCAGAAUUUUAUCACGUGUUACUCAGAAACCGCUACACUAAAAAAUUACCAAAAGUAGGUCUACAGAUAAGAUUUCAUUCAGCAAACGACUAAAAUAAUGUAAAUGUAUAUCUAUAAGGUGAAAUAUAAAUAUCAUAUUAAAAAUUACAUGUUGGUCACACAAGAGAAUUAAGUUUAUGCCAUAAGGAUUUAAAUGCAAUGAACGAAAAAGUGUUAUGCUUGUAAAUUGUAUAUCGUAGAUCUCAGAUUGUAGAUAACAUUCCUAGCACAAUUUCUACUCAUACUAAAUAGUUUAACAAAUUUUCGUGCUUAAAUGACUAACAUGUAGUAAUGCUAUUUAUAUCUAUACUAGCAACCCGCCCCAACUUCGCACGGGUGCAAUGCUGAUACUAAAUAUACUACGCUAUUUAUAGGCACGCGCCGCCGGCCCCCCGGCCCAGUACCGCCGCAACCGCUAUGUCCCUGCAUUUUAAAUCUGUAAUAUCUUUGAAAAUAUUCAUUUAAAUUACAUGCUGUACAGGGCCAUAUUGAUCUAUAUUAAAUGCACAAUGUAUUUAAGGUACUUAAUUGGAUAAGGAUUAAUGUUGUAUUGCUUAAAAUCACUUCGUAAAUAAGCCAUUAUUUCUCAUAAAAAGUAAAGGAUAAAAAAUUGUUAUUGUGAAAUAGAUAGACAUAUACCAUAGCGGACUUUUUUUGUAGACCUUUUUAAGGUGUAAAAUACUGUAGUACAUUAUUUUGAUCUAUCACAUAGCCGGAUAACAUAGGGUUCAGCCAGCGUUUGCAAUGUAAGCGCAAAAUAAUGUGUUUAUUUACAUCACAUUAGAAACCUCUAAAAUUAUCAGUGUUUCUCUACUAUAUUAUGCAUGUAUUAUACAUAUAAACCUUCCUCUUGAAUCACUCUUAAAAAAAACACAUCAAAAUCCGUUGCGUAUUUUUAAAGAUCUAAGCAUACAUAGGGACAGACAGACAGCGGGAAGCGACUUUGUUUUAUACUAUGUAAGGAUUUUGGAAACGGUGCUCUUUAUUCCACAUAUGAAACGGCCAACCCGAAGUCCAUACACGACCAGACUCAAAUGGUUUGAGCAUACUAAUACUGCAUUUUGUUUGCGAUAAUACCAUGUGACUUCCAAAUUAUGUGCGAGUAAAACCUCAAACAUGGGGUCCCAGGGUCUGUGCCCCUUGAGAAGUCUGAUGCAGCUCCUGAAAUCACCACUCUUUCGUCUUCCUCCUCCCCCUCCCCUUUUUCCAUCUCUCUUUUCUUUUCAGCCAUCUGUGUGUGCCACGAGUCAAUGCUCAUACCCCUAACCAGAGUUAAAUAUAAUAGUAAUGUUUCUAUUUUCACUAUGUUAUCAGCAGACACUGGAACAUAUUCAAAACUUAUUUUAACUAGUUAAAUGCAAUGGCAGCAACAACAGACAUGAACCCAUUCGAGGGUAGCAGUGUGUACUUGAAGCAGCAAUACUUAAUUUCAUGUAACAUUUAAUUAAUUAAGAAUUAUUAUUGUAAUAUAUCACAUAGGAUAAUUUGCAGAUUGUAAUUGUGUAAUAAUCUCUUUAUCGCUUGCAGUAUGAAUUUAAAUUAGCACCAGUGGUCACUGUGUGGCUUUCCUUUAGUACAAUGCUAAGUUCUAAUGUAAAACAUUUAUAAUUAAUCAAUUAUUGAACAGUAUAUAUUUUUAUAUCAAAUAAAGGGCAGUGAAAUCAGCAUAUUUAUAGCAAGAACAAGGAAUUGAGAUGGCAUGCUCCUUUUGUCCACACCAAGAAUUCUGGUGUAAUAGUUUUCUUCUUCGUGCUGUGAA
Bacillus rossius redtenbacheri is the source of this 5266-nucleotide messenger RNA. RefSeq names its product homeobox protein notochord-like. The transcript is spliced from 5 exons. Gene Ontology annotation, molecular function: protein binding; DNA-binding transcription factor activity, RNA polymerase II-specific; DNA binding. The coding region runs from base 1005 to 2246 and encodes 413 amino acids. NCBI's taxonomy places the organism in Eukaryota, Metazoa, Arthropoda, Insecta, Phasmatodea, Bacillidae. The record is from RefSeq and is a predicted model, not a curated record. Gene Ontology annotation, biological process: regulation of DNA-templated transcription.